Arxiozyma heterogenica is the source of this 1134-nucleotide messenger RNA. RefSeq names its product GTPase-activating protein IML1 (gene IML1). Gene Ontology annotation, biological process: negative regulation of TORC1 signaling; positive regulation of autophagy. Lineage: Eukaryota; Fungi; Ascomycota; Saccharomycetes; Saccharomycetales; Saccharomycetaceae. The record is from RefSeq and is a predicted model, not a curated record. The coding region runs from base 1 to 1134 and encodes 377 amino acids. Gene Ontology annotation, cellular component: GATOR1 complex. The transcript has a single exon. Gene Ontology annotation, molecular function: GTPase activator activity.
AUGACUUCAACAACCACUAUUUUUACUAGUUUGAAUAAUAGGCAAAAGAGAUCUAAAAAGAAUAAAUCAAACCGUAAAACUAAUAAAAACAAAAAUAUCCUCUCAAACACUAAUAAUGCUCAAUUAUCUAAUUUCAAAAGACCAAAUAGUCCCCAUAUUAUAAAUUCCGCUACAAAUGCUAAUGUGAUCACUUUAAAUUCAGGUAGUUUGGUUGUUGGCUCUCUGAAUAAUUUGAAUACAAAAAACGAAACAAAUAUUCAUGCUAAUAGUCAGAACCUAUUAAAAGAUGAUAAAAGAAAUAAAUUCCAAAAAUUAUUAUCCAUAAAUGCCAGUACCACUGCUACUUCCAAUAAUAACAAUAAUAAUAGUAAUAAUGGUAACAGAACCUCCCUCAAAGGAAUUGAUUCAGACAUUCAUGACAACAUAAUAGAUGAUGAUACCGUUGCAAACCCAAAAAAACAUAAACCAAAGACAUAUCAAUUGGAAAUAAUGUAUCAUGAAGCAAGAUUUUGUAAUGACCUCAUACUUUUAAAUUUAGAAAAAAUUAAGGGAAUCAAAGAAGGUGAUUUAUGUGAAUUAAAAACUUAUAACCACAACUAUAAGAAUAAAAAUGAAAAUUCUUCAAAUAAAAAAAAAAUUUAUUUCAUCGCUAAAGAUUUUAGUGAAGAAUUAAGACAAAAAUUUAAAAAUUCCAAAAUCUCUAUCAUGUUAGGUCAAUUGCAAACAUUAUUAGACAUUCCAUCAAAAACCAAAGUAUGGGUCAAAGUUAAGGACAAAAACUUAUACGAAGUUGAUACUAUAGAAAUUAACAUUAAGGAUUGCUCACUGAAUAGAGGUGAUAUGUGGGUUUUAUCAUCAACCUUGGUUAACACUUGUGUGUUCAAUAAUCAGAAACUAUUAUUCUUAAAUUCAAUAAGAGGCACAGUCAAAGGUAUCUACAGGGAUGGUACAAAGUUGGGUUCAGGUUACAUUGGUGAAAGGACCAGAAUUGUAUUUAGGUCUGAAUCAGCUAGAUUAAUAUUCUUAAUUCAAAUAACUGAAGAAAUGUGGCAUUUUGAUGAAACUGGUGAACAGUUAUUUCAAAAAAUGAUAAAUUCUUUUUCCCUAAGAUAUUUAAGAAAUGGAAAGAAAUAG